UGUGAAUUAUUACUUAUUAUUACUUAGAGACCUGGCCAAUCUAUCGAUUUCGCGCGCUAAUCGAUAAGCCACAUCCUUCCUUAUUCCUUGGUCAAGUGCUUUGCCCCUACCGAUAGGUGUGCUUUUUGUGUCGCAAACCAACUACGGACAAAAUGUCCAAAACUACAAUUGUGAAGGAGGCGGUCAAGGAGAGCCUCCUCGGCUCUGAGGAGCAUUCCAACCUUUCUGCAUCGCACCGCGCCUUAUUCCUAAAGAAUGCAAAGAAGGAUGAGCAUACAGGAGAGCUGUAUAUGGGACCAGAGGAGUUCAUUGAGGCUAUUGCGCCGCCGAGCGAAGACUACCACAAGAUUAGCCGUGAUCAAUACGGACUCCUCUUCCACGUAGCCGAUCGCAAAGACACUGGCAAAGUGACGAUUAACGACUGGGCCGCCUUUGAGAACCUGUUGACGAAGCCCGACGCCGAGUAUGAGAUUGCAUUCCGCCUCUUUGAUGUUGACCGCACUGGGGGUGUUAAGUAUGAGGACUUUCGGCGUCUAUAUGAAAACAACAAAGGCCCUGACAGCAUUCCCUUCAACUGGGAUUGUGAGUGGGCAAAGCUCUACAUUGGUGACAAAUCCAAGCGACAUACCCUCUCAUACUCCGAGUUCUCGCAAAUGCUCCGUGGCCUUCAGGGUGAGAGAAUUAGACAAGCCUUCCAGCUUCUCGACAAGGACAGAGAUGGAUACAUCGAGCCUGAAGACUUCGCGAGAAUUAUCCUGGAGACGGCAAAACACAAAUUGUCUGAUCAUCUCUUAGACAACCUUACCUCCCUCUGCAAUAUAUCCACUGGCAGCAGGAUUUCAUACGCGAAUGUUCGAGCUUUUCAGAACGUGAUCAUGCAGAUGGACUUGGUGGAGUUAAUUAUACGUCAAGCUUGCAAGAAGAGCGGCGAUGGGAAGAUUACCAGAUCUGAGUUCUUGAACGAGGCAGCAAAAAUCACUCGGUUCUCAUUGUUCACUCCGAUGGAGGCAGAUAUUCUCUUCCACUUCGCUAGUUUGGAUGAACCGUCUGGCCGAUUGAGUUUGAUCGACUUUGCUAAGGUUCUAGAUCCAUUAUGGAGAUAUCGUAAUAUCGCGGAACAGGCUCAGCAUGGUCUAGGAUCGGAAAAGGCCAAGAGCACUGCGCAAAGCUUCCUCCUACGAGCUGCUGAGUCUGGCUAUAACUUUCUCUUAGGAAGUGCGGCCGGUGCUUUUGGCGCCUUUAUGGUGUAUCCUAUUGAUCUAGUCAAGACCCGAAUGCAGAACCAACGAGGUGCUGAUCCAGGACAAAGGCUUUACAAGAAUUCGGUCGACUGUUUCAGAAAGGUUAUCGCCAACGAGGGUUUCCGCGGUCUCUACUCUGGAGUCCUGCCUCAGCUAGUCGGUGUUGCUCCGGAAAAGGCUAUCAAGCUUACAGUAAAUGAUCUCGUCCGCGGCUUUUUCACGGACCCAAAGACGCACCAUAUUCCUUGGGGAUACGAAGUUCUAGCAGGUGGUACUGCUGGUGCUUGCCAAGUUGUCUUCACCAAUCCUCUCGAGAUUGUUAAGAUUCGACUGCAAGUUCAGGGAGAGGUUGCGAAAACCACUCAAGGUGCACCGAAGCGCUCUGCAAUGUGGAUUGUUAAGAACUUGGGUCUUGCAGGGCUUUAUAAAGGUGCUUCGGCUUGCUUACUUCGAGAUGUGCCGUUCUCGGCAAUCUACUUCCCAACAUACAACCACCUCAAGAAGGAUGUCUUUGGUGAAUCUCGCACCAAGAAGCUUGGAAUCGUCCAGCUUCUCACAGCCGGUGCCAUUGCUGGUAUGCCUGCUGCUUACCUAACUACACCGUGUGAUGUGAUCAAGACACGCCUGCAGGUUGAAGCACGUAAAGGCGACACAAGCUAUACUGGCCUCCGACACGCAGCAGUUACAAUUAUGAAGGAGGAAGGCUUCCGAGCUUUCUUCAAGGGUGGCCCUGCUCGUAUCCUUCGAUCAUCCCCUCAAUUCGGCUUCACGCUUGCGUCCUACGAAGUUCUUCAGAACGUCUUGCCAUUCCCUGGAAAACCAAAACCAGACCAAAUCCACACUGGCGUCGCAGAAGUCAUGGACACCAUCAGAGAGAAGGAUGUCACCUCGCCCCACGCUCGCAGCCGAAACGCCCUCAAGAUCAUCCUCGACCUUGAUGAGAACUUCGGCCGCGUCCAACUCCCCGACCAACAGGCUUGGAAGACAAUACCGAAAUUCCUUGGUGGUGGAAGGUCCUAAUGAUACAUUAUGUAGAACAUUUUUGCAAUUCUAAUAUUCCCCUUCGAGAUGUUUUUGGGAGAUGAUUGCAUGAAAAUGGCGUUUGCGAACCAUAGCGAAGGAAUCUCUUGUAUUUUGCUUUUUUCUGCAGACGACCAAAGUAGACAGUGGUCAUGGCCAAGUUUGGCAUCUUGUGUAAUUAGCUAGAACAGGGGGCCAGGAUGGACCAUGACUUUCAAGAUAAUUCUUGAAGAGGGUUAGAGAUACAAGAUAAAAACCCUUUUGGGUUUUGCAUGUUAUAUGCAUACCUCAUAGAUCAUCGGGGCACGAGUUUCGCCUUGAGCAGAUUCCCAAUCGCACAAAUAGUCAAACCAUCACUUAGUCCGAUACCUUAACUUCUCGACUUAGUGG
Messenger RNA from Daldinia loculata, 2651 nucleotides. RefSeq names its product mitochondrial carrier. Bases 153 to 2261 code for a protein of 702 amino acids. The record is from RefSeq and is a predicted model, not a curated record. The transcript is spliced from 3 exons. Gene Ontology annotation, biological process: aspartate transmembrane transport; L-glutamate transmembrane transport; malate-aspartate shuttle. Gene Ontology annotation, molecular function: L-aspartate transmembrane transporter activity; L-glutamate transmembrane transporter activity; calcium ion binding. NCBI's taxonomy places the organism in Eukaryota, Fungi, Ascomycota, Sordariomycetes, Xylariales, Hypoxylaceae.